GCCCAGCCAAGGCCCUGGGGCAUGCCCAGGCAGAGUGACAGAAGGGGAGGGAAAGAGGCCAGCGGGAGGAAAGGGAGGUCAUGUGAGGUUGUGGAGGAGGAGGAGGAGGCUACUCAUAAUCUCUGUGAACACCUGUUACUCCCAGAGCCAGGAUAGGCUCUGAGAAGUGAAAGAACACCAUGAACAAAGUCUUCAGAUGGGGCCUUUAAGAAGCUCAGCCAGUGUGAGGUCACCCUCACCGAGACACUCAGUGGCAGCUCCAGCCACUGCACAGCCCUCUGCAGUGAUGGGGACAGGGCGAGGGCAGCCAGAGCCUUCCCACCCAACAGCCCCCCAGGAGCCUGUGCUUCCCACACCAACUACACCCCCGUUCUGCCACCUCUGCGGCCGGUGCCAGGGACCGAGUGGACCUGCAGAGCCACGUCUGUUCCUCUGUCUGUCGACCACAGCCAGUGCCAGCAAUUCAGGAGGCCUAGUGGGCGAGGGAGGCUGGGGAAAGGACUGGAGGGUGGGAGGAGGACCUUGGCCACAGGAAAUAAGGGGCCUGCAAGCGGCUGGGGCGCCCCAAAGCAAAGGCAUUUGCCUCAGGCCUUUGCUGCAGUAUUCAUUAAGAGAAGAACUGACACCAGGCCUGGAGUCCUCCUAGCUGCCCUCACCCAACCCGACCACAUGUGA
Messenger RNA from Nomascus leucogenys (northern white-cheeked gibbon), 675 nucleotides. RefSeq lists its product as uncharacterized. Lineage: Eukaryota; Metazoa; Chordata; Mammalia; Primates; Hylobatidae. The record is from RefSeq and is a predicted model, not a curated record.